AUGAGAUUAGUCAUAGGCUGCCUGCUCUCCGCCCAGCUGACCGACCGCCUGGGCGUGCUGCGGGUCAUCCAGCUCGGCACGCCCAUCAACCUGCUGGCCUGGCCUCUGAUGACCCUAACCAGCGGCAUGACCACGAUGGUAGCCGGAUCGAUCCUGCUUGGGGUAUUUGUAGGCCUCAACGCGUUCGGAGGACGGCUAUACAUCGCCGAGGUGAGCUCAGUGCACCGUAGGGCCACACUCUGCUAUCUGCCGACCACCGCGGUCGGUGUGGCCCUGUUGGCCUGCUUCUCGCUCAGUGCUGCCAUCCCGUGGCGAUACGCGGCACUACUCUGCGGCUGUGUGCCCUCUGUUCUGCACUUCUUUGGAGCGACUCUGCUGCCAAACUCGCCAAGAUGGCUCUUGCAUCACGGCGCUGCCGAGGAGCAGGCCCGGAAAUCCAUCGCUUUCUACCGUGGACCACAAGCGGACAUAUCGUCUGAGCUUAGGGAUAUCCGGCUCUCCCUCAAAGGCGGCAAGAAUCUCAAUAUUCUCCGGCAGGCCAAGCUACUCUUCACCGACUGGUCGGUGGCGCGGCCCUGCCUGCUGCUGCUGAUGCAGUACGUCUUCGACGUCUUCUGCGGCGGACUGGUGCUCGCUCAGUACGCGCCCGGCAUCUUUCAGUCGGUCGUGGCCUCGCUCUCUGCCGCCCAGUGCUCCCAGUUGUUAGCCGCACUGCAGGUCUGCGGGCUCAUAUGUUCGGCGACCCUACUGCGCUGGUGGGGUAGGCGCAUCGUUCUGAUGACUGCUGGAGCCCUCGCCUGCACCGGAAUGCUAAUCGUGGCAGCGUUCUACUACUUUGAGGACUCUCUCUCCGAGUACAGCUGGCUGGUACUGCUCGGGGUCGUCCUGGCGAACGCAGCCAGCUCCGGCGGAGUAUCGCCAAUCUCCCACGUCAUCUGUGGCGAACUCCUUCCUCUCUCCAUCCGCCCUCUCUUCGGCAACGUGCUCUCACUCUACCUGGGCGGCAUGUCCCUCACCUUCCUCAACAUCUUCCCGCUCCUGAGGUCGGCGCUCGGCUCGCACGGCCUGUUUGCCGCCCUGGCCGGGGUCAAUGUACUGCUGAUGCUCUAUGCCGCUUUUCUGCUGCCCGAGACUCGAGGGCUGAGUUUGGAGCAGGUGCAAAUGAGGCACUUCAGCAGUAAGAAGAAAACCGCGGCGGUGGAAGCGAACGGAGCAGCAGUGGCGGCGGAAGAAGGGAAGGCAGUGGUGGGGGAAGCUGGGGAAGCGAAAGUGGCGGAGACAGCGGGCGAUGCGGCGGCGAUGGAGGCGGAGGAGACGGCGGUGGCGGCGAAAGCAGGGGAGGCGGCGGAGACAGAAAAUGAGGUACCAGCGCUGAGCACGGAGGAAAGGGAGGUGUCAACGGCUGCGGCGACGGAGCCAGGACUGGAGGCCAAAGCAGAACCUGCAGACGGUGAGAGGGCAGCCCGCGCCAGUAUCCGAGACCGAGGGGGAGAAACAGACAAUAUCGUUGGCACCGGCCGAUUCGGAGGGAGAGAAAUGAGGAGGGAAGAAGACGGAACAGAGAGAGAUGGAAAGGGAAGGAAGGAUUAAAGCCGGAGCAGAGGAAGAUGAAAAUGAAGUGGCAUAACAUCCGCACUGAUAAGAAAGCAAGGAUGGCUUACAAAACGGGAUGCAAAAUACGGGUGUGACCGACGAUCAACUUCCUAAUGUAGAUAACGACCGGCUGGAUGAGCGAAACCAGCAGACAAAGUGCAUAGCUUGGAGUCGGACAGGCACGCAUUGUAAUCAACAACACAAGCCAGCUGAGCUGGCAAGGGACCAACUUAGGAUGGCCUCCGCCCCAACCGACUGUGUAAAAGGCAGGGAACAAUGGAGAGUCGAAGGAAGGACCACCGUUCUAGGAAAACCAGAGGCCAGACAAGUGUCGUGAAUUCUGGACCAAGAAAGAAACCAGGCAGAGUGAGUGGAGCAAACGAACUAGUUAUGCUACGUCAGUAACGUAACGAACUGAUUGGCCUGUUGUAUGUUUUCCGAUAAGGAUGGAAGAGAUCCAACGCCUUAACAGUAAGAUGCUGAACUAUGUUACCAUAGAAAUGCCCAGUCACCUUGGAUUUUGUUACUGAGAGUGUCGAGUCAUGUUUAAAUAUAGCAAUGCAUGUAAACUCA
This is a messenger RNA of Amphibalanus amphitrite, 2166 nucleotides long. RefSeq names its product sugar transporter ERD6-like 6. The record is from RefSeq and is a predicted model, not a curated record. Gene Ontology annotation, cellular component: membrane. The transcript has 7 exons. The coding region runs from base 1 to 1590 and encodes 529 amino acids. Gene Ontology annotation, biological process: transmembrane transport. Lineage: Eukaryota; Metazoa; Arthropoda; Thecostraca; Balanomorpha; Balanidae. Gene Ontology annotation, molecular function: transmembrane transporter activity.